Molecule: messenger RNA, 2077 nt
Organism: Cyprinus carpio (common carp)
Lineage: Eukaryota; Metazoa; Chordata; Actinopteri; Cypriniformes; Cyprinidae
Product: P2Y purinoceptor 12-like
Biological process (GO): G protein-coupled receptor signaling pathway
Cellular component (GO): membrane
Molecular function (GO): G protein-coupled purinergic nucleotide receptor activity
Source: RefSeq, a predicted model, not a curated record
AGUCAGCACGAAAGAUGUUGAACUAAUGCACAAUUGAUGUAACAGCAGCUUUUAGACCAUUUUAAACUUCUCCUUGUAUCUGCUUGCCAUGGCAGGAAACAAAAAGCAGAAGGGGGAAAGUGAGAAUCAUUUCCUUUCAGAAAGGCCCUAAAAUGAAGCUUGUUUCCUAAAACCAUGAAGUGACUCUAAACUUAUUCAGAGUAAAACUCAUCACAAUUUAUCUUGGCGUCUUGUUGAGAAGUUGCGCAUCUAUGGAGCUCCCGACAGCGCUGGCUCGCCUCACUGACUCCAACCAGACCGUCAAGAAUGAGUCAUCUGAGGCCUGUUCACGAGAUAAUUUUCUGAAGAUCAUCGUGUUGCCUCUUCUCUACACUGUCCUCUUCAUCCUGGGUCUGUCACUGAACGGCCUGGCAGCAUGGGUGUUCCUCCGAAUCCCUAGUAAAUCUCACUUCAUCAUCUAUCUGAAGAACAUCGUGGUGGCCGACAUUAUCAUGACCCUCACCUUCCCCUUCAAGAUCCUCACCGAUGCGGAGCUGGCAUCUGUCAGCGGGCGUGUGUUCGUCUGCCGCGUGUCAGCCGUGGUCUUCUACAUGACUAUGUACAUCAGCAUCCUCUUCUUUGGCUUGAUCAGCAUCGACCGCUGCAGAAAGACCAUGUGGCCCUUUGUGGGCACCAGCCAUAGACACCUGCUAUACAGAAAGAUCCUCUCGGGCUUCAUAUGGAUGUCGCUCUUGGCUCUUUCUCUGCCCAACAUAAUCCUGACGAGCCGUCCCAGCACUUCUGACCACAUUAAAUGCAGUGACCUCAAGACAGAGAUGGGACUGAAGUGGCACGAGCUGGUCAACUACGUGUGCCAGGUGAUCUUUUGGGGGAACCUCGUGACUGUGAUAGUAUGCUACACGCUCAUCUCGAAAGAGCUCUACAAGUCUUACGCCCGCACACAAGCUCAACACCAGGCAACGCCAGGAACGAACACCCCUCAGAAGAACAUUCAAGCCAACGUGUUCCUGGUGUUGGCGGUCUUCAUUGUUUGCUUCGUUCCCUUCCACUUCGCCCGAGUGCCGUACACCAUCAGCCAGACACAUGAAAGCACGCAAAAUUGCCAGCAGAAGCUGUUUCUCUUCCAGCUGAAGGAGAGCACGCAGUGGCUUUCCUCCCUUAACUCUGUGCUGGAUCCUCUCAUCUACUUCUUCCUCUGUAAGUCGUUCAGGAGCUCGCUGUUUAACACUAUGUGUCUGUCUCCAGGCCGCUGCAGGGCGCUCAGGGAGCUCGGGACAGACUCGCCCAGCCCUUCUCAGAUGUGAAGGACACACAGUCUUUCUCUGCUGCUGGAAACACUCUCAUCAUCUACAGUGAUAGUCUUACUGACAUCAAUAUUCUUCUGUGCUUAAACAUAUUUCGGCGCUUAGAGCUGGGCAGUAACUGAUCACAUAUAAUCUUGGUUAAUCAGGACUGCGUUUCCCAAAAGCAUCGUAAGCUUAAGUACACCGUAGACCCACUGAAACCAAUGGAGCUAUGAUGGAAACGCAGCCCAGAUUCCAAAAAUUAAGUAGGGCCUACUUGUAAUUAGAUUAAAUUACAUUUUACAAUACUCAUAAUCAGAUUACAGUUACUGUAAGCUAUAGCUAUAUAUUUAUUGAUUCUCUCGAAUUCCACUUUUCCAUCUUUUAAAUGUUCCUUUCUAAAAUAGUCCACUGUUUAUAUGCUCUCAGAAAUUCUUCCAGUUUUGUGAACGUUCACACAGAGAUCAGUCGUUAAUCAUGUGGCUACACUGCAUUUGACCACUGGAUAUACAAAAAUCAUUUCAGGUUUAAUAAGUGUUGAACAUUGCAUCAACUACUGAUCAACACAUUAUUUUUUAUUUGAAUUAUCACUCUGUAGGUUAUUUAACCCUGUAUUACUAUAGCUUUGGGAGACAUUUGUCUUUUUGACACAUUAAAAUGCACAAAUUCACAAAACUUUCUAUCACCUGAUCCUCUUUCACCUAAUAUAUUUUCUUAACAUAAUGUUUAAUGUGCUUCAUCUUUUUAACAACAGUGAAUGGAAUAUAUUAAUAUUUGUAUUUUUUAUAUCAAUA